GUUGAUCAGCCACUUGAAGACUUAAUAUUUUUUGAUGUUGAAGUAUGUGUUCGCGAUGGAUUAUUACCAACUCUUGCUACUGCUGUAACGCCAAAGGCAUGGUAUUCCUGGUGCAGUGACCGAUUGGUAAACGAUGUAGAAAUACCUAAGCUGUAUCGCUUAAAUCAUUUGAUUGCAUUUGAAACAGAUGAAAAAGACUUGAAAUAUCGUUUGAUUAUCGGGCACAAUGUAGCUUUUGAUCGAUCGAGGAUCAGAGAGCAAUACUAUCGAAAAGGAACGAAUACACGGUUUUGGGAUACAAUGUCAAUGGCAAUACCUAUAUACGGAAUGGCAGAUCAUCAGGUGGCUCUGUAUGAGAAGAAAGAUACGGAAGUGGACGAUUCUGGA
Molecule: messenger RNA, 387 nt
Organism: Acanthocheilonema viteae
Lineage: Eukaryota; Metazoa; Nematoda; Chromadorea; Rhabditida; Onchocercidae
Source: the annotation of a GenBank genome assembly